This is a messenger RNA of Cooperia oncophora, 459 nucleotides long. Lineage: Eukaryota; Metazoa; Nematoda; Chromadorea; Rhabditida; Trichostrongylidae. The record is from the annotation of a GenBank genome assembly.
AUGGUGACCCUGCGCAUGUCCAAGCAUGAACCGGCGACAGCUCCUCAACAGGCAAACGCAGGUGCAGGGACACGAGCAACACCGCUGGGCACAACAUCGAGGGAACCGAGAGACCGGAUGGUUGAAGAGAGUCCGAAGAAAAAGCGCUCUAUACUGUCGUUCAACAGGAGGAGAACUAGCGAAGUACGUAUGGGUACAGAUGGAAAACUCGUCACCAAUGGAUUUGAUGAUAAUUCUCAUAACAAACGACCAAGCUCGCCUAUAGAGAAGAUCAAGUCUCUUUUCCGCAAAAAUGACAACUCGACCACUGCCUCGACCCUGGCCAAUAAUGACUACUAUGCAGGACGCUACUCGGGAGGCAUAGCAAACGACAAGGUUUACGGGGCGUAUCCCUCCACAAAUGUGUCUGCCGCUAGAGAAGCAUACGUGCCUCAAUACCGAAAAUAUCCAGGUAUAUAG